UGGUUACCUCACUUCCUGUCCGCGACUGAACGGGAGAGCGGGGAAAUCUGGCAGACAGCACCGAGAAAGUAACAUUAGCAACGACUUCUUUCUUCAGCUUCUGUCGCAAAGCAUUCACCGAAAAUGAGGAGCUUAGAGGAGGUGCAGGCCACGCUGGAGAUCGCCAAACUGAAAGAGGAAGAUUUACUCCCAGCUGUCCAAUGUUUAUCAUUUGGAGACAAUGUGUCAUCUGCAGACUACUGCCUGAUGGAGCUGGAUGAAACGCUGUGCAAACAUAUAGAAGCUGGAGAAAGUCUUGUUAUUCGGGGGGAUAAAGAGGAGCGCGCAGUGCUUUGUAGCAGCAAUAAGACCUAUGACUUGAAAAUAGCCGACACAUCCAACCUGCUGCUGUUUGUACCCGGCGGCAGAACACCAGAUCAACUAACCGACAACCAGGACAGCUUUCAUGUGGUGCACACUCAGGUUUGGGGGUUCUGUAACAGUUACUGGGAGUUGAGGAAACAGAGACCUAAACUGAAAAAGCUGAAGAAGCUUUUAAUGGAAAAUCCUUAUGAAGGACCUACAUUAGGGGAACAAGAAGAGAACACAGAGAACAAGUACACAAUGGAGGAUCUAUUAGAGAGGAUUCAGGCCAGUGAGGAGGAAUUAAAGACCCACAUGGAGACCAUCCACGCCUGUCAGAUAGAAGGAUACUGGCGUGUGCUGGACUUCGACUAUGAGAUGAAGCUUCUCGGUCACGUGACCCAGCUGGUGGAUUCUGAGUCAUGGUCCUUCAACAAGGUCUCCCUUCAAACAAGUGUGGAGGAGCUGGGUCCACUGGAGCCCAGGGAGAUGAUUGAGCACUGUUUAAACUGCUAUGGAAAACGCUACUCUGAAAAUGGCGAGGUGUUCUAUGCAUUGCAUGAGGAUAAGGUGUGUUGGGGCCUGGCGCUAAUGUUGCUGCAGAAUGUUGUCAAGUUCAACCUGAAGGAGUUUCAGUACGUCUGGCAGCAGAGUGUCCCAGAGGGCAUGAGUACCAGACUGGACCAGUUAAAGUACUGGCAGCUUUAUAAUUCUUCCAGGGGGUUGCUCUGGUGGAUCGAACCUCCCACCCAGAAACCAUCCGCCUGCUGCGAGUGGAAGAUCUCCCAGAGGACACAGUGGAGCGCUUCAAUCACCUCUUCUCGCUCAGAGAGAAGUGGACAGAGGAUGACAUCACGCCUUACAUACAAGACCUUUGUGGAGAGAAGCAGACCACCGGAGCCCUCCUGACCAAAUAUGCUCGAUCAUCAGUGCAAAAUGGAAUCAAAGUCUUCAAUUCAAGAAGACCUGUGGCUACAUGAUGUAUCCUGGAAGACCAGAGAUUGAUUUCCAUACCAGUGAAAUCAACGUACCUAAAAUGUUAUAUUGCAAUGAACGUGUAAAGUUUUUAAAUCAGUUUGGAUCUGUCGGUUUUUACUAUUGUCUGUUUAAAAUCGUGUAGUAACAAAAUGUGUAAUAAAAUAAAGUAAAGUUC
Molecule: messenger RNA, 1495 nt
Organism: Girardinichthys multiradiatus
Lineage: Eukaryota; Metazoa; Chordata; Actinopteri; Cyprinodontiformes; Goodeidae
Gene: dscc1
Product: DNA replication and sister chromatid cohesion 1
Exons: 9
Coding region: 124-1251 (375 amino acids)
Biological process (GO): mitotic sister chromatid cohesion; maintenance of mitotic sister chromatid cohesion
Cellular component (GO): nucleus; chromatin; chromosome, centromeric region
Source: RefSeq, a predicted model, not a curated record